CAGUGGUUAAAAGAGCAUGGUGCAGAUGUCAAUGCUGGGGGCAACAAUGGUAUGACCGCAUUGAUGUUGGCUUGUAAGUCUGGUUCUCUGGAAUGUACUCAGUGGUUAGCAGAGCAUGGUGCAGAUGUCAAUGCUAGGAAGACGUAUGGUGGAAUUGCAUUGAUGUGGGCUUGUGAUUCUGGCUCUUUGGAAUGUACACAGUGGUUAACAGAGCAUGGUGAACAUGUCAAUGCUAGGAACUAUAAUGAUAAGACUGCAUUGAUGUGGGCUUGUAAGUCUGGCUCUCUGGAAUGUACACAGUGGUUAACAGAGCAUGGUGCACAUGUCAAUGCUAGGGACUAUAAUGAUAGGACUGCAUUGAUGUGGACUUGUAAGUCUGGCUCUCUGGAAUGUACAAAGUGGUUGGCAGAGCAUGGUGCUGAUUUCAAUGCUAGGAGCAAUGAUGGUGUGACUGCAUUGAUGUGGGCUUGUGAUUCUGGCCCUUUGGAAUGUACUCAGUGGUUAACAGAGCAUGGUGCUGAUGUCAAUGCUGGAGACAUAUUUGGUACAACUGCAUUGAUGUGGGCUUGUGAUUCUGGCUCUUUGGAAUGUACACAGUGGUUGACAGAGCAUGGUGCAGAUGUCAAUGCUAGGGACAAGUAUGGUAGGACUGCAUUGAUGUUUGCUUGUAAGUCUGGCUCUCUGGAAUGUACACACUGGUUAACAGAGCAUGGUGCACAUGUCAAUGCUAGGGACAAUGAUGAUGAGACUGCAUUGAUGUUGGCUUGUAAGUCUGGGUCGCUGGAAUGUACAAAGUGGUUGACAGAGCAUGGUGCAGAUGUCAAUGCUAGUGACAAUGAUGGUAGGACUGCAUUGAUGUUGGCUUGUGACUCUGGCUCUCUGGAAUGUACACAGUGGUUAACAGAGCAUGGUGCAGAUGUCAAUGCUAGGGGCAAUGAUGAUAAGACUGCAUUGAUGUUGGCUUGUAAGUCUGGGUCGCUGGAAUGUACAAAGUGGUUGACAGAGCAUGGUGCAGAUGUCAAUGCUAGUGACAAUGAUGGUGGGACUGCAUCGAUGUUGGCUUAUAGAUCUGGCUCUCUGGAAUGUACACAGUGGUUAAUAGAGCAUGGUGCAGAUGUCAAUGCUAGGAGAAAUGAUGAUGAGAUUUUUAUUGAUGUUGGCUUGUAAGUCUGGGUCGCUGGAAUGUACAAAGUGGUUAACAGAGCAUGGUGCAGAUGUCAAUGCU
This is a messenger RNA of Owenia fusiformis, 1225 nucleotides long. NCBI's taxonomy places the organism in Eukaryota, Metazoa, Annelida, Polychaeta, Sabellida, Oweniidae. The record is from the annotation of a GenBank genome assembly.